GCGUCACGAUUCUGCUCGUCUGUGAUUGGUCGGUGCCACGUCUUUCUUCUGAGGCUGCGCGCACUUCACUCGAGUCGGAGAGAGUGCAUUUAAGGCAACAUGGAGACUGCUGGUAAAGUGAUCAAGUGCAAGGCAGCUGUUGCCUGGGAGGCCGGCAAGCCUCUGUCCAUGGAGGAGGUGGAGGUGGCCCCACCUCAAGCCCACGAGGUCCGCAUCAAGCUCUUCGCCACAGGUGUGUGCCACACCGACGCCUACACCCUGAGCGGCAGCGACCCCGAAGGCAUUUUCCCCGUCAUCCUGGGCCACGAGGGGGCCGGGACCGUGGAAAGCGUCGGCGAAGGCGUCACCAAAUUUAAGCCAGGUGACGCAGUCAUCCCGCUUUACGUGCCUCAGUGUGGCGAGUGCAAGUUCUGCAAGAAUCCCAAGACCAACCUCUGCCAGAAAAUUAGAGUGACCCAGGGCCAGGGCCUGAUGCCUGACAAGACCUCGCGCUUCACUUGCAAGGGGAAGCAAGUGUUCCACUUCAUGGGGACCAGCACCUUUUCCGAGUACACGGUGGUGGCGGACAUCUCCCUGGCCAAAGUGAACCCGAAGGCGCCGCUGGAUAAAGUGUGCCUUCUGGGAUGUGGCAUCUCGACAGGAUACGGCGCCGCUCUGAACACCGCCAAGGUGGAACCCGGCUCCACGUGCGCCGUCUUCGGCCUCGGCGCCGUGGGCUUGGCCACGAUCAUGGGCUGCAAGGUGGCCGGGGCGAGCCGCAUCAUCGGCGUGGACAUCAACCCCGCCAAGUUUGACGUCGCCAGCCAGUUCGGAACCACCGAGUGCCUGAACCCCAAGGACCACAGCAAGCCCAUCAACGAGGUGCUGGUGGAGAUGACCGACGGCGGCGUGGAUUACUCCUUUGAAUGCAUCGGCAACGUUCAGAUCAUGCGAGCUGCUCUGGAGGCGUGCCACAAAGGUUGGGGCGAGAGCGUCAUUAUCGGCGUCGCCGGAGCCGGACAGGAGAUCUCCACCAGACCGUUCCAGCUGGUGACGGGCAGGGUGUGGCGCGGCACUGCCUUCGGAGGCUGGAAGAGUGUGGAGAGUGUUCCCAAACUGGUGGAAGACUACCUGAAUAAGAAGAUGAAGGUGGAUGAGUUUGUCACCCACACUCUGCCCUUCGACCAGAUCCAAAAGGGCUUCGACCUCAUGCAUUCUGGGGAAAGCAUCCGUGCUGUCCUGACCUUCUAAAGUGCCUCCACCAAUCAAGCGGCUCCUGUCUAGUUUCAACGUUCUAGGAGCUUCAUGUGAAGUUGUUUUCACUGUUAGAAGUUUGUCAGGACUUGUUCAUGUUGCCUUUAACAAUUUCAAUAAACCCUUUUCAGAAUCACAAA
Messenger RNA from Nerophis ophidion (straightnose pipefish), 1373 nucleotides. Its product is annotated as alcohol dehydrogenase class-3. The transcript is spliced from 9 exons. Gene Ontology annotation, cellular component: cytosol. NCBI's taxonomy places the organism in Eukaryota, Metazoa, Chordata, Actinopteri, Syngnathiformes, Syngnathidae. Gene Ontology annotation, biological process: formaldehyde catabolic process. The coding region runs from base 100 to 1230 and encodes 376 amino acids. Gene Ontology annotation, molecular function: S-(hydroxymethyl)glutathione dehydrogenase [NAD(P)+] activity; zinc ion binding. The record is from RefSeq and is a predicted model, not a curated record.